AUGAAUUCAAACGAAAACAAAUUGAAGAAAAUGUUACUAAUGGGUUAACAUAAGGUGGGUAAAACUUCUAUGCAUUCAAUUAUUUUUGCAAAUACUCCUCCAAAUUAGGUUAUGUAGAUUGGAUUGACUGUGGAUGUAAAUCAAAAUUCAUUCAAAUUUAUGGGAAAUCUUAAGAUAAAUUUAUGGGAUUGUGGUGGACAAGAUAAACUUUUAUAAGAAUAUUUCACAACUUAAAAAUCUACAAUAUUCUCCAAUGUCGAAGUUUUGAUAUAUGUUUUUGAUGUUGAUAAAGAAGGAGAUCUAUUCAUAAAGGAAUUGAAUGAUUUUAAAACCACAGUAACAAGCUUAUCAGAAUGUUCUCCUGGAGCAAUUGUAUUUGUUUUAAUCCAUAAAUUCGAUAAAAUUAAGGAAUCAGAAAGAAAAAUUGUGUUUGAACGAAAAUACAAAGAGAUUAUUCAAAGAGCUGAUGGCCUAAAUAUUGAAAUUAAAGACGUGUUUUCUACAUCAAUUUGGGAUGAAACUCUAUAUAAAGCAUGGUCUUAGAUUGUUCAGAAUUUAAUACCUAAUAUCAAUAUUAUAAAGGAGAGUUUGAAAGCAUUUUGCCAAACUUGUAGUUGUGAGGAAGUAGUUUUAUUUGAAAAAUCAACUUUCUUGAUUAUUGAUUUUUAGGAAACAAAUGAGAAAAAAGACAUCUAAAAAUAUGAGAGAUUAUCUAAUAUAAUAAAGUAAUUUAAGUUGACUUGUAUGAAAACAUAAGCAAGCAUUCAAGCAAUAACAGUUAAAUCAGAGAAGUUUACUGUCUACAUAGAUGAAUUCACAGAGAAUACAUUUAUUAUGUUGGCUUAUACUGAUCCGUCAAUUUAUCCAGCUGCAAUUUCACACAAUGUUCAUCAUGCUUAAAAAUUAUUCGAAAAUAUUCAAGGAUCAGAUACCGACAAAUUGAAAUAUUUAACUUAAAGAAAGUCAUGA
Messenger RNA from Paramecium tetraurelia, 969 nucleotides. RefSeq lists its product as uncharacterized. The record is from RefSeq and is a predicted model, not a curated record. NCBI's taxonomy places the organism in Eukaryota, Ciliophora, Oligohymenophorea, Peniculida, Parameciidae. The transcript is spliced from 5 exons. Gene Ontology annotation, biological process: positive regulation of TOR signaling; regulation of autophagy; cellular response to amino acid stimulus. Gene Ontology annotation, molecular function: GTP binding; GTPase activity. Gene Ontology annotation, cellular component: nucleus; lysosome; Gtr1-Gtr2 GTPase complex.